Molecule: messenger RNA, 1662 nt
Organism: Salarias fasciatus (jewelled blenny)
Lineage: Eukaryota; Metazoa; Chordata; Actinopteri; Blenniiformes; Blenniidae
Gene: spcs2
Product: signal peptidase complex subunit 2
Exons: 5
Coding region: 88-696 (202 amino acids)
Biological process (GO): protein targeting to ER
Cellular component (GO): signal peptidase complex; membrane
Source: RefSeq, a predicted model, not a curated record
CAGCAGGACUGACGUCGUCCGGCCAGCCAAUCAGGAGCGUCCAGGUCACAGCUGCGGUCAGAGGCGGUAGUGGCAGAAGAAGAAAAGAUGGCUGCAGCGAGGAACGGGAAGAGCGGGCUGCUGGAGAAGUGGAGGAUCGAUGAGAAGCCGGUGAAGAUCGAUAAGUGGGACGGAGCCGCGGUGAAGAACUCUCUGGACGAUGCUGCCAAGAAGGUUCUCCUGGAGAAGUACGGCUACGCGGAGAACUUCCGGCUGGUGGACGGACGUCUCCUGAUCUGCACCGUCUCCUGCCUCUUCGCCAUGCUGGCUCUGGUCUGGGACUACCUGCACCCGUUCCCCGAGUCCAGACCGGUCCUGGCCUGCUGUGUCAUCUCCUACUUCAUCAUGAUGGGCGUCCUCACCCUCUACACGUCCUACAAGGAGAAGAACAUCUUCCUGGUGGCUCUGCAGCGGGACCCGGCCGGCAUGGACCCGGACCACGUGUGGCAGCUGUCGUCCUCGCUCAAACGGUUCGACGACCAGUACUCCCUGCGGGUGUCCUUCACCGACGGGAAGUCCCGGGCCUUCCGGGAGGCGGAGUUCACCCGCUCCGUCUCCGCCUUCUUCGACGACCAGGGGACGCUGGUGAUGGACCGCUUCGAGAAGAGCGUCUCCGAACUGCACGACACGCUGGCCUCCGACAAGAAGACCAAAUGAGACGCCCGGACACGCCCUCCUCCGCCCGCCUCCGCCCACCUCCACCCAGCGGCUGCCUUUCCAACAGAACCCAUUGACCCUGAACACAUCACUCACUCUGGGGGAGCAGAAGGGGCGGGACUUCCUGUCCAGGAUGCUCUGCAGGCUGAACGAUGCGUUCGGGUGUCACUCCGUCGGUUACUCCAUCUGGCAUCAGCCGUGUUCACAGAACUCAUGUUCGAUUCCCGUGUUCAUGCUGAGGGCGGGGCCACGAGGACCAAUCGGAUUGGGGGAGGGGCUUCAGAAGCUCCGCCCUCAAGAUAAUAGCGUGAAAAGAAUGUCCCAGAACAGAGCAAACCGAUUAUCUGUCAGGAAGCCCUCCUGCUGUCAGGAGGCGGGGCUUCUCGUGCCUGUCAGCUUCUGAUUGGUGGAUUCAGUCUGGUGUGAAGAGUCAUCAGAGAAUUUACCAAGGGAGCAGAAAAUCCUGCUCUUCCUCCACGCUUCAUCUUCUCUUCUCUUCUCCUCUUGCUCUUUAUCUCCUCUUCCUCCACUCUUCACCUCCUCUCCUCUUCUUCUUUUUCUCCUCCUCUUCCUCCACUCUUCACCUCCUCUCCCUCUUGUUCUUCCCUGUUAAAGGAAUUUUGUGAUUUGACAAUCUGGACAGUUGAAAGGUCAAAUUGUAGGUCAGUGGGCGGAGUCACGUGAUGAGGUCACACAGGUGAAGCCCCUCCCCUCCAGCUGUGAUUGACCUGUGUGACCCCUCCGUUCCAGCUCCACGGUUCAUUUUAGUGAUUUUUUUUUUCUUCCCAUCUUUUUUUCAUGUUGUCUUCAAAACUUUGAUUUUAAUUGAAAAGUUUUUUUGUGUCCAGGAUUGUCUCCCUGCUCUGUCGGGGCAGCUGGGCUGUUCUGCCCCGCUCUUGGGGCAGUUUUUGAAGUUAUUUUGUUUGUUUUUUUAUUGUUUGAAAGUAUUAAAAAAAGUUCAACAGA